GAUGACGGCAACCUCUACGAUGAACUCGACGAGGAGCAGUACAAAGCCGUUGUAAAAGGUCGACUCCAGAGAGAUGAUUUCAUUGAGGAUGAUGAUGGGGGUGGAUACGCUGACAACGGGAUGGAUGAUUGGGAGCGGGAUGGCGAUGGUCACGAAGAAGAUUCGGAAGAGGACUAUGGCGAGUUCCGGCAAUCAUGCGCAUUUAGACACAAAGACAAGGCCAAGAAGAAGAAAGAAAAGAAAGAGAUGCGGCCUCGCCCAGAUGUGGAUGCGACGCCCGACAUCAGCGCGUACCGCCCAGUGAUCAACGCAGAAAAGGAGUCUGACUUCAUGGCAUCCCUGAUGAAAUCAAUGGAGACGACUCCAGCUAGCGCCUCACGAGGUCGUCCUCAGAAGAGGAAGUCUGCAGCUCACGCAGCUCCAACAAAUUUCACUGCUCAUCGACGACCGCCUCAUCUGGAGAAUUUCGGCAGUCCCGCCAAGAAAGCCCGGCUUCAACAAGCCGCCGUCACGAGCAAGCUACACGAUCUGACUAUGCCUGACGACGACUCCUUUUACGACAAUUUCUACCAGGAUGACAUGCUGGUAGAUGAAGCACCUGCGAUUGUCAAGCAGGAACAUAAAGGUAAGUCUGUUUCUCCUAAGUUGCCUAUUGCUGAGGCCGCUUCAGAGUCCCGCAUCUCCCCUUUGAAACCAGCAGACAACCUGCCUCGACCAUUGAAAAAGGAGCCGGCUUUCCCCUCCUGGCUAUCGGUGCAGGAUAAACUCAACGUGAAAUCAGAAUCCGACGACACUAUCGGGUCAACAGCCAUGAGCGGAUCUGCAGGCAGCAAAGUAUCUGCUUUGGAAGACGAUGGAUCUCUGCGCUUCUUUUGGUUGGAUUAUCUCGAGAACGACGGAAAAGUAUAUUUUGUCGGAAAGGUUGUGGACAAGGUCACCGGCAAAUGGGUCAGCUGCUGCGUUGCGAUCGAGAAUAUUGAACGGAACAUCUUUGUGCUCAAGCGGCACAGAAAAAUGGGUAUGCGCAAAGAUGGUGCCGAGACCGAUGAGAUUCCCACAAACGCAGAAGUGUUUCAGGACUUCGAUCACGUCCGACGCAAAGCAGGCAUCCAGAAAUGGAGAGCCAAGUUUGUGAAACGCCGCUAUGCCUUUGGUGAAACAGACGUCCCUACUGAGGAAACCGAAUGGAUGAAGGUGGUCUAUGGCUUUGGCGAACCUCAACUACCCAAUGAUAUUUCUGGUCCCUCUUUCAGUCGCGUCUUUGGAACGAGUACCAGCGCAUUCGAGCUCCUCGUACUCAAACGCAAGAUAAUGGGGCCCUGUUGGUUACAAAUUAAGGAGCCGACAGUCAGCGACACAGGAAUCUCAUGGUGCAAGCUAGAAGUCGUCGUAUCAAACCCGAAGGAUGUCAACCUGUUCUCUGACACGGACGCCUCUGCACCCAGAGACGUUCCACCCUUGACCAUGAUGAGCAUCAGUUUACGAACCAUCGUGAAUCACAAGGAAAACAAGCGUGAGAUUGUUUGCGCAUCCCUAAGGACAUGGGAGAAUGGCAGGUUCCUCCGAUGCGGGCAGAUCGUUUUGAAUAUUGAUGAUAACGCGCCGCCGGAGCAAGUUCCAUCCUCGCUCCACACCAUUGUCCGUCCCUUGGACCGAUUUCCAGCCGGGUUCGAGAACAAAGCUCGCACUGAGAAGUCCAAGAUCAUGACAAUGAAGAAUGAGCGUAUGCUUCUUGGAAAUCUUCUCGCCACCAUCCAUCGAUACGAUCCUGACAUCGUUGUUGGGCAUGAUUUCUUGGGAGUUUCAUUAGAUAUUCUUCUCCAUCGUCUGCGGGAGCUGAAGACGGAGCACUUCUCACGCAUUGGGCGGUUCCGACGCGCGAAGUGGCCUAACAUCUCUCGUCAAGGCAUGAACAUCAAAUUCCUCAAUGGGCGUCUCUUGUGCGAUCUUGCCAGUGAUGGCGCGAAGAGCAUGAUUACCUCUACAACAUGGUCUCUCACAGAGAUGUGUCAAGGACAGCUCAAAAUACAAAGGGAAGACAUCGAUCCUGACGACACAGCAUCGUACCUGGAUAGUACGGUCAAUACACCUGACCGACUUCUGCAUUUUGUACGCCACUGCGAGAUGGACACCUUUUUCCAAAUGGCAAUAGCAGCAAGGGUACAAAUCUUACCUUUGACACGCCAGCUCACAAAUCUAGCUGGAAACUCAUGGAAUAAAACUCUCAACGGUGGCCGAGCAGAGAGGAACGAGUACAUUCUUCUUCACGAAUUCCACCGUCUCAAAUACAUCGUUCCCGAUAAGAUGUGGGGGAAGAAAACUGCAAAUGCUGCUGCAAAAGCAGAGACAGAAGAGCUGGAAGGGGGUGUGCCGGCGGCUGGCAAGAAGAAGGAUAAGUACAAAGGUGGUCUCGUCUUCGAACCGAAGCGUGGAUUGUGGGAUAAAUACAUCCUGGUUAUGGACUUCAACAGUCUGUACCCGAGCAUCAUCCAGGAGUACAACAUCGACUUCACCACCAUUGAGCAACCUGAACAAGUGGAGGGUGAAGAAGAGAAAAUUCCUGACACUCCAGCCACCGAUAUCGCACAAGGAGUACUUCCCCGUCUCAUUGCCACCUUAGUCAACAGACGGAGACAAGUGAAGAAUCUGAUGAAGGACAAAUCUGCUUCGAAGGCAAAACUCCAACAAUAUGAUAUUCGGCAAAAAGCCCUGAAGUUGACCGCGAAUUCGAUGUACGGUUGCCUCGGCUUCGAGUACUCUCGCUUCUAUGCUCGACCCCUGGCUGCUUUAACCACUUUCAAGGGUCGUGAGAUCCUGACGCAUACUCGAGAACUUGCGGAAAGUUUACAAUUAGAUGUCGUCUAUGGUGAUACCGACUCCGUAUUUGUCAACUCGAAUGUGUCUGACCUGGAGGAAGCCAAGAAGAUCGCGAAUGACUUCAAGAAACACGUCAAUGAACGAUACAAACUCUUGGAGAUAGACCUCGAUGGUGUUUUCCAGCGUUUACUUCUCCUACAGAAGAAGAAAUAUGCCGCUUUGAAGGUUGAGGAGGACGGCACAACAUCGACCGAAGUGAAAGGUCUUGACAUGAAGCGCCGUGAAUAUUGUGCCCUUUCCAAAACAGUCUCUCAGGCUGUCCUAGAAUUCAUCCUUUCUGGAGAGGCCACAGAAAUUGUGGUCGAGCGCAUUCACGAGUAUCUCACGAAGAUCGGCGAAGAUGUCAAGGCUGGCAAAAUCGACAUGGACGAGUUCAUUAUUUUCAAACGCCUUGGGAAGAAUCCAGAAGAUUAUCCUGAUGCAAAGAGCCAACCUCAUGUGCAGGUAGCCCUCCGUAUGAAAGCGCGUGGGAACAGCGCUCGUGGUGGGGAUGUUAUCCCUUACAUUUUCUGCCUCGGCGACGAUGGACAGACCUCCCGGACGGCUCAAGCCGAUCAUGCCCAUCAUCCUGAUGAGUUAAGGAAGGUUAACAGCGGGUUACAUAUUGACUACCUUCACUACCUGUCGCAGCAGAUUCUGCCACCCAUCGAGCGUCUCUGCGAGCCCAUCGAAGGGACCGAUCGUGCAAGAUUGGCAGAAUGCCUGGGACUGGACCCUUCGCGAUAUAGCAGCAGUCUGAGUAACCAGACGGAUGAGCCGCUGUUCGGUACUCUGGAUUCCCAAAUACCUGACAAGGAGCGCUUCAAGGAUGUUGAUGCAUUGCUCAUCCGAUGCCGCAAGUGCGAGGCUUCCUUUAUGUUUGGCUCCAUGGCGGAGAAGAAUGAUUGCAUCCUUCACGUGGAUGGGCCUAAAUGCCCCGCCUGUUCCGCACCGAUCCAGUCAGCAAGCCUCCAGGUACAGCUCGACAGAGCCAUUCGCGACCACAUUAGCAAGUACUAUGACGGUUGGAUGAUCUGCGAUGAUCCGACUUGUGGGAACCGAACCAGGAGCAUGGGCGUGUACGGGAGAAGGUGCAUGCGGCCAGGCUGUCGCGGCAACAUGGCUUUCGAAUAUACCGACCUCAUGUUAUACCACCAGAUUUUGUUCUACAGUUCACUGCUGGAUGGGAAGAAGGCGGAGGCGAAGUGCAAGAACACUUCCCGGCUUGAUGAGGUCAAGGCGUUGCUAACCUCUAACCACCAGUUACUAGAUGAGAUGGUGGGCAUCGUACACAAGCAUCUCGAGAAAUGCGGAAGGCAGUGGGUCGACCUCGGCAACCUGUUCAGUUAUGUUAAAAUAUAAAAGGCUGAUUUUUCGAUCAUUUUACAUUGUAUAACUACC
Dacryopinax primogenitus is the source of this 4257-nucleotide messenger RNA. Its product is annotated as DNA polymerase alpha catalytic subunit. Gene Ontology annotation, biological process: lagging strand elongation; DNA replication; leading strand elongation. The transcript is spliced from 14 exons. Bases 121 to 4218 code for a protein of 1365 amino acids. Gene Ontology annotation, cellular component: alpha DNA polymerase:primase complex. The record is from RefSeq and is a predicted model, not a curated record. Gene Ontology annotation, molecular function: pyrimidine nucleotide binding; purine nucleotide binding; chromatin binding. NCBI's taxonomy places the organism in Eukaryota, Fungi, Basidiomycota, Dacrymycetes, Dacrymycetales, Dacrymycetaceae.